Molecule: messenger RNA, 1397 nt
Organism: Gigantopelta aegis
Lineage: Eukaryota; Metazoa; Mollusca; Gastropoda; Neomphalida; Peltospiridae
Product: sulfiredoxin-1-like
Exons: 2
Coding region: 62-613 (183 amino acids)
Biological process (GO): cellular response to oxidative stress
Cellular component (GO): cytoplasm
Molecular function (GO): sulfiredoxin activity
Source: RefSeq, a predicted model, not a curated record
GUUUAGGUACGUGCUUUGUUUUACGAAGAAAUAUGACGAAAUAACCAAGGGUUAUGUGACUAUGCCUGGUUGGUGCUGUUUGCGACAUUUCCUGAAAACAUGUAUUUUGCGUCGGUGCCUACUGAUUACUUUACUAGACAUUGCUAAAGCACAAAAUAGUCGAAGCUGCAUGCGUUAUAAUAUUGCAGCAGUUGCGAUGUCUUCAAGUCCAAGCUCCAGAGAUCGUCAAAGUUCAAUAAUGUAUGACUCUGGGUCUAAACAUCCAGAAGGCUAUACAAUUCACGCAGCGCACAUCACCGAAGUCCACAACGUGCCAUUACAAAUUCUGAUCCGGCCAAUUCCGCCAGUGCUCGAUGAACAGAAAGUACAGUCUUUGAUGGAAACAAUUCUGGUAGGCCUACAGGAUCCGAAUUCCCGAGAUGACGUACCUCCCAUUGACGUUUUGUGGAUAACGGGUAGAUUAGGAGGCGACUACUAUUACUCAUUUGGUGGUUGCCAUCGUUACGAAGCUUACAAGCGACUGAAAAUGGAAACAAUUCCGUGCAAAAUCUUUAAAUCCACCGUUAGUGAUCUGAAAACGUAUUUGGGUGGUUCCACGCCAGAUCUGUUGUAGUUUCCAAUGGCGGCAUGAACUGUUUUGUAACACAGAAGCGUUGAUAACGGCAUUUAGUAUUUCAGUUACAGAUCUGAGGGUGUAAGCUCUUCGUGGGUGUCCUACGGAAAGUGAACCCAUGACUACAAUGAAUUCUUUGUAAAUUUUCAGAAACAAACAGUUAUUUAAUAUCUCUUGGUUGGUGUAUGACAAUAGAGAAAUGAAAAAAAAAACCCUCAACCCCGACAAACAAUUAGCCAAAAACUCAUUUAGUGGGUAUCUAAAUUUGACACCCCGACAUGUGCUGUUUUCUUACCCAAGUAAAAUCCUGGAUUGAACAGACCUACAGCGUUAAUGAUUUAAAAAAACCUUGUGUAUCAUAUUGCUUUUAUCAAUGGUUAAAAUGUAGCAAAUGAAUUUUUAAGCAUGACUUGUGAAGUUUUAAUCCACUAGCUCUAUCGUAGGCGAUUUUAUUUUUUAAUUCUAGAACCCAUGAUGUACAUACAAAAGUAGGGCUUGUGGAUUUUUAUUCAUGGCUAGUGGAUUUACAAAAUCCCUGAUCCCAUGGCUAGUGGAAUUUUAAAAAAUUAUAGAAGCCCAGAAUUGCAGAUCCAGAACAGUACUGUACACAAACUGCUUUGAACUCGACGGCUUUGCAGAAUGUUUUUUGUUUUUUACUUUCAGUGCAUCAAACAAAAACAAAAUCAGUAAUUCAGUAGUAUAUAUUAUGGGCUUCCUUUUCAAAUUAUUGUUCAUCAAAGUUUUAACAUUUUACAAAUUUAUAAUAAUAAACAUUAUUAAAAUA